UUAAAAUAAUAAAAUACUUUGCUAAACAUUUUAAUAUAAACGUGAUAAAUUUAAAAUUAAGAAAACCGAAUUCGUGAAAAUGAGUGGUGUUCUGCGUCGUGGUUCCUUAAAUUUCGAUUGCAAUGGGAAAAGCAAUCGCGGUAGUAUUGAGUCAAAUUUAUAUGGCGGAUAUCGUGAUUCUAAGCCACGAACACCGGAAAUCAGUGUGAUAGCAUUGGAUUUUCGUCGUUACUCAGAAGAUUUAAAGAAGGAUGUACUCAAACUGCCUGAGACAUCACAAAAUUUCAUCGGAAAUAAUAAAGAAAAAAACAAUGAGGAUGAAGAAAGCGAUGUGAUCUCUGACUUGAUAGGUCACAUUGGUAAAUGGCAAUUAAUAUGGACAAUUACUUUGUGUCUCUUUCAAAUACCGCCAACAUUGCACAUGUUUACAUUUGUAUUUCAGACAGCGGAAAAAGAUUUCUGGUGUGCACGCCCAACAGAUAUGCUCGAUAUGAAUGCCACAACGUGGAAAAACUUAACUCAACCAAAUGGUGAUAGUUGCACCAUUUUGGAUUCAGAUGACUAUUUCACGCUUUUAACAUUGGCAGCGGAGGACAACACCAGUUACACGAAUUGCAAAAAUUUUGAAUUCUAUCAUGCAGAAGGUGACACUUCCGUAACUUUAGUAGAGGAAUUCAAUUUAGUUUGCGGUCGCCGCAAUUUGCUGAGCGUAGUCGAAAUGUGUUUCUUGGCUGGUGCUGCUAUUGGCAGCGUAUCUAGUGGCUGGAUAUCAGAUCGUUUUGGACGCAAACACACACUAAUGUGUUUCGCUUCCAUUCAAGCUAUUUUUGGCACUAUUUUAGCCUUCUCUACAUCGUUAAGCAUGUACAUGACAUUACGUGUCAUAAUGGGUUUUGCUAGCAUGACCGUGACUGUGGUCAGUUUCGUGUUGGUUGUAGAAUUAGUCUCUGGAAAAUGGCGCACUAUUAUAGGCAUUUUAAACAUUGUACCCGUAGCGCUCACUUAUGUUCUUACAGCAGGCAUUGCAUAUUUUGUUAGAGAUUGGCGCACGUUACAGUUAAUUAUUUCAUUACCAUGGCUUGCAAUUAUAUCCAUUUGGUAUUGCAUGCCAGAAUCUCCACGUUGGCUACUUGCACGUGGACAACUCAAAGAUUUGUAUGCAAUUAUUGAACGUGCCGCCCGCAUGAAUAGACGCAUCCUACCUGUAAAUUAUCAGAAGUCUGUUGAAGCAGCAGCACCGGCAACAGUGCAUUCCACAGCAAAAAUGCAAGCAACUAUGGAAAAUGCUAAUACGAGUGUGAGUGAAGCCAGUAAGGACAGCAGAAGUACUGUGACGAAUAGCAUUGAUGGCAAUACGAAUCCAUUGGUAGUGGUUUUCGGUAAACUUUACAGACGCACUACUUGCUUGACUUUGAUUAUUUGGUUGACAUUGAUUAUUAUUUACUUUGGCUUGACUUUGCAUCUCAGUAAUUUAGGUGGCAACAUUUAUAUGAACACGGCUAUUGCGGGCAUUGUUGAAGCCAUUUCCAUAUGUGUGGGUCUCGUCAUUGUGCUAAAGUUUGGCUUACGACGUAACCUCAUUGCCUAUAUGUUGAUACCAGGAAUUUGUUGUUUGGCCACAAAUAUUGUGCCACAAGGUGAUGACAAUUUAAAAUGGGUCAUAACAUUGGCUAUGAUUGCAAAAUGUGUUAUUGGCGCUAAUAAUGCCAUCAUACCAACCUACACAGCCAUGCAGUAUCCCACUGUAGUGCGUAACUUUGGCGUUGGUUUGGGCAAUUUGGCUGCUGGUGUUGGCCUUGUGCUGGUCCCUUAUAUGUGGCUUUUGGAACAUGUUGAUCCUUUGUUACCGAUGAGUAUUAUGGGUGUGUGUGGCCUCAUUGGCGCAGUGACUUUAAUGCUGAUGAAGGAUGUACAAAAGUAAAAAGUAAACGAUUAUCCUUUAGUAUUAGAUUUACUGCAAACUGUGAUAUCAAAGCAAAAUCAACAUGUAUUUUAUACGUACGAAAAACCAAUUAUAAAAAUGAUAUUUACUUGAAUGUACUUAAAAUUGCAUGGCUAUACAUUUUAUAAUAAGU
This is a messenger RNA of Teleopsis dalmanni, 2075 nucleotides long. RefSeq names its product organic cation transporter protein. Gene Ontology annotation, cellular component: membrane. The record is from RefSeq and is a predicted model, not a curated record. The transcript is spliced from 7 exons. Lineage: Eukaryota; Metazoa; Arthropoda; Insecta; Diptera; Diopsidae. Gene Ontology annotation, biological process: transmembrane transport. The coding region runs from base 80 to 1921 and encodes 613 amino acids. Gene Ontology annotation, molecular function: transmembrane transporter activity.